AUGUCACACAAACCUCCUCCGAAAUGGCUCCCGUUGGAAUCCAACCCAUCCGUUCUGAACGAUUUCAGCUACGCGUUGGGUCUUUCCACCGCGUACGCGUGGUCGGACAUUUUCGGUUUCGACGACGAGUUAUUGGCGAUGGUGCCGCCAAACUGUCGAGCGGUCGUGUUGUUGUUUCCAAUCACGGACAAGUCCGAACGAUUUCAAAAAGAAGAGCGAGAAGAUAUUGAGAACGGGAAAAGGGCAAACGAAGUCUCUUCGAACGUGUAUUACAUGAAACAAACGGUUGGAAACGCGUGCGGGACGAUCGGAGUGUUCCACGCGAUCAUGAACAAUCGAGAGGACGUUUUGACAAACCAAAACGAAGAAGACGAAGAAGAAAACAAAAAUUACUUUCGAAGAUUUUUCGAAAAGACCAAGGACAUGACCCCGGACGAACGCGCGAAAUUCGUAGAAACAGACACGGAUUUAGAGUCGUAUCACGCGACAGCGGUGAACGCGGGAGAUACGGAAGUGCCUUCUCUGGAUGCGAAGAUUGAUUUACAUUUCAUCGCGUUGGUCGAGCGAGACGGGAGAUUGUACGAGCUGGACGGGAGGAAGCAAAGCGCCAUCGACCACGGGGAAAUCGAGAGAGGAGAUUUGUUGAAACAAAGCGUGGAGAGGGUGAUUAAAGGAUUCAUGGAGAGAGCGGAUGGGAGCAUUCACUUUGGCGCGUGCGCGUUGGCCGAAAAUAGCGAGUUAUUUUGA
Bathycoccus prasinos is the source of this 747-nucleotide messenger RNA. Its product is annotated as ubiquitin carboxyl-terminal hydrolase isozyme L3. The transcript has a single exon. NCBI's taxonomy places the organism in Eukaryota, Viridiplantae, Chlorophyta, Mamiellophyceae, Mamiellales, Bathycoccaceae. Gene Ontology annotation, biological process: ubiquitin-dependent protein catabolic process; protein deubiquitination. The record is from RefSeq and is a predicted model, not a curated record. The coding region runs from base 1 to 747 and encodes 248 amino acids. Gene Ontology annotation, molecular function: cysteine-type deubiquitinase activity. Gene Ontology annotation, cellular component: cytoplasm.